AACACUCCACACCGUCCUGGAGCACACAUGCUCACAAACAUACACACACACACUCCAGAUUUCAAUCUCCUCUCUCUUGCACUAAACAUGCUCUGUUGGGAAUUGUGUUUAGCCCUGCUGAUCACCGGCUUCCCAGUGUGGGCUCUGCCUUCAACAAACAUCAAGAUCACACAAGCACUGCCCAUGCAACUGUCAGACUCAAACCAGCCUGUGACAUGUCCGCUUUUCUGGACUGAAUUUGAGGGUUACUGUUACCGCUUCUUUCCCCUGAACCGCACCUGGGCUGAGGCGGAUCUGUACUGCGCUGAGUUCUCAAACGGACACAAAUCUGCCAAACUUACCUCCAUUCACAGCUGGGAAGAAAAUGUGUUUGUCUAUGAUCUUGUGAACAGCCGUGUACCAGGAAUUCCAACAGAUAUUUGGAUUGGCCUUCAUGAUAGAAGACAGGAGGGCACUAUGGAGUGGACAGACGGGUCAUCCUAUGAAUACAGUUACUGGGAUGGAAAUCAACCAGAUGAUGGCAUCCAUCGCAUUCCUGAGGAGGAGGACUGUGUGGAGAUCUGGUACAGACAAAACAGCGCACUGAGAUCUUGGAAUGACAACAGUUGUGAUAAGGCUUUUCCAUUCGUCUGUAAGAUUCCUACACUGGAAAACUAACCUCAAAUAUAAGAUAUUUUAUCCAGUUUUUCAUCUUCACCACUGACAUCUCAACAUCACUCAAUCACAGUGUAGCAACAAGAUGUCCGCUCAUCUCCAUCCCUGCAGUGAUGAAGGGCUCUUUCCAGCCUGCUAUAGACACUUCAUUUGCAUUUCUCUCCCCUUCACUCCAAUUUCCUGGCCCCAUAGUCCUCCCAUCACUAUAUAUAUUGGAAGCGAUGCCAUAGAAGAACCAUUUUUGGUUUUCUGAAUCUUUCAGGGAGCAGUUCGUAAAAGAGGCAUUUGUUUCUGUGGCAAACAUUUUAAUAAUCUAAAGAGCCUUUUUCUACUGUAAAGACUGACAGCUUCCAUGAAUGUUAAAUGUUCUUCAUGGAACCAUAGAAGCCAAUACAGAACCUUUGUUUUUAGUGUAGAUAGUGAGCUACAGUAUAUGGCUGAACUGAACUAGACCGAAUACUUCACAGAUAUCUUUUAAGGAAAACUGAGGUCCCCACACAAUUAUCUGGGCAUUAUUGCUCUGAGACAUUAUUUCCUUCUUUUUCAAAUAGGGAACUUUUGCUGGAGACCCCAGAAUUUUAUAAAAAGUCAAAGAAGUUUUGAUAGAAAGGAUAUUUUUGAUUUCUUACAGACCUUCAGACAGGAAUGUGUGUGUCCAUAUAAUGACUCCUGAGUCUUGGUCUGGAAUCCCAAACACUGUCAGUGUCCGUCUGUGUACAUUUAUCUGUCACUGACCUAGAAGGUGAGAUUCUUAAAGAGAAGACAUUUAAGCCUCUGUUGACUGCAGAGCUUCAAAAGACAGAAAGAGCUUAACCUCAGCCAGGCAGAUGACCUUUUCUGCUUUUCUCUCUAUGUGUUUAUGUGCUAUGCCAAUUAGUGACCAAAAAAAAGUCUUUGUUCUUAUCCACAACUUUUUCAAUGUUCACCAAAAAUUUAGAAUGUUAAAAACUGGCUUCUUUUUAAUUCAUUAGCUGAUCUAGAUUUUCAGGGAUGUUGAACUGAAUUCUGAAUUGGAAUGACAGGAAGAGGAAUUUACUACAUUACACUUAGUUCACCCAAAAAUGAAAAUUCUGUCAUUAAUUACUCACCCUCAUGUCAUUCCAAAUCCAUAAGAACUUGUUCAUCUUUGGAAUACAAAUUAAAAUAUUUUUGAUGAAAUCUGAGAGCUUUCUGACCCUUCAUAGACAGCAACGCAACUGACAUGUUCGAGGCUGAGAAAGGUAAUAAGGACACAACUCAUGGACACACGUCAAAGACUGACUUGGUAGAGAAGAAAUUGUUGAAUAAAGCCAUUACACACAAAAAGUAUUCUUGGAGCUUCAUCAAAUUACGGUUGAACCACUGAUGUCACAUCUUUUAACGAUUUCCUUACUACCUUUCUGGGCCUUGAACGUGUCAGUUACAUUUCUGUCUAAGCAGGGUGAGAAAUCUCAGUUUUCAUCAAAAAUAUCUUAAUUUAAUAUCUUUUAUUCUGAAGAUGAAUGAAUGUCUUACAGGUUUGCAACGUGUGGUGAGUAAUUAAUGACAGAAUUUACAUUUUUGUUUGAACUAUCCCUUUAAGAAAUUCAACACUGUCACACAAUAGAUUAGUUUAAUAAUAAUUAUGCUUAUUUAUUUAGAAUAUACCUUGAUAUUUUAAAAACAUUUUAUAUUAGGGGCUGUUCACACAGAAUUUUUGUAUUCCACUGUGCUUUUCCAAUUGUUUUUCUAUGCAAACAUAAAUAGAUGGAUG
Molecule: messenger RNA, 2386 nt
Organism: Labeo rohita (rohu)
Lineage: Eukaryota; Metazoa; Chordata; Actinopteri; Cypriniformes; Cyprinidae
Gene: clec19a
Product: C-type lectin domain containing 19A
Exons: 5
Coding region: 28-657 (209 amino acids)
Molecular function (GO): signaling receptor activity
Source: RefSeq, a predicted model, not a curated record